This is a messenger RNA of Pistacia vera, 756 nucleotides long. Its product is annotated as upstream activation factor subunit UAF30-like. Gene Ontology annotation, cellular component: nucleus. The transcript is spliced from 2 exons. The coding region runs from base 121 to 528 and encodes 135 amino acids. The record is from RefSeq and is a predicted model, not a curated record. Lineage: Eukaryota; Viridiplantae; Streptophyta; Magnoliopsida; Sapindales; Anacardiaceae.
CUAGAUUCCCCCUCACACCCCCACACCGUCACACGAUAUCUCUUCUCCUACACGAACUGAACAAAACAAAACAAAGGGGAUAACAAAAAACCCUCCACUUCCCAAAACCAUUACCCAGAAAUGGCAAUAUCUUCCGGCGUUUUCUCCACCGCUUUUCUCUCCCCCGAAACGGCGUCGUUCCUUAUACCCUCCAUCCGGCCCAGCCUCAUUGCUUCCGGUAAUCUCCGCAUGGUUCGUACUGUGACCUUAGCCACUGCCUCCAAGCCCGCUACAGGAAAGCGUGAGCCACGUGGCAUUAGGAAGCCUCGCCCCGUGUCUCCUGAAAUGCAAGCACUUGUCGGUGUCCCUGAAAUCCCUCGCACUCAGGCUCUCAAACAGAUUUGGGCUUAUAUCAAAGAACACAAUCUUCAGGAUCCUGAAAACAAGAAGGUCAUAGUUUGUGACGAGAAGCUGAAGAAGAUAUUUGGAGGAAAGGAUCGAGUUGGCUUCCUUGAGAUUGCAGGGUUGAUUAGUCCUCAUUUUCUGUAAUGAAAUCCAAGAGAAUGGAUCGAAUAGCUGGGAACCAUAAUUUGUUUGAGGAGUUUGUAUUUUGGUGGAUCAUACUAGUGAAGGUGGAUGUUGCUUUCUGCAAUUAGUAGUAUUUUUAGUCUUGGUAGUAUUGGCGUACAGAAGUACAACUGUUUAAUUGAGUUUUUGGCUUCUGGUUCCUUAAGAUGUAGGUUCUUUAAUGCAAUAUUAUUACUUGUUGCAGGGGUU